UAAAGAUAUGAGAAUUUCCCUUCUAUGUAGUCUCUGUGGUUUUUGAAAUAAAUAAUAAUAAAUAUGCAACUUAACCUCAAAUUGUAAUUUUUAAACAAAAUGUAUAAAACAAUAUACAGGGCGUUUAACUUAUCCUUAAAUUUGCCAAAAACUCUAAAUCACGGAACAAAUAACCGCAUACUCUCAAUAGCAACAAUACUGAAAGACUAUGAACCCGAGCCUAGUUUUAGAUCACUCCAUGUUACAAGUUAUAAAAAAUUCGAAUUUUGCCAAUAUCCCACUUGCAGUACACCUUCUAAUUUUCUACUCCUAAAUUCGAAACAUCCCAUCAAUUUUAAUAGGUUUUGCUCGACAAGCAAAAAAGGUGAUCAGCCAGUAGAACCCACUAAAAAAGAAAAAUUGAAACGGGCUGUUAAAGAAUAUGGCAGUACAGUGGUUAUAUUCCAUGUGACUAUAUCCCUGGCAUCUCUAGGUGUUUGUUAUCUGUUGGUAUCGAGCGGUUUAGAUAUGAGCAAAAUACUAGCGUAUUUAGGCAUAAGUGGAUCGAUUGCGGCUAAUGCUGGGACUUUUGUAACAGCGUAUGCGAUUCACAAAGUGUUUGCACCUGUUCGCAUUAGCAUCACUCUUGGUGCUACACCAUUUAUUGUUAGCUACUUAAGACGUAUCGGCUUUUUAAAAGUGAAAUCACCCAAAAACUAGUUAAUUUAGUCGGUUGUUUAAAUUGUAUGGGAGAGGCGUUACAUCUAUUAUUGUAAAGAUCUUUUAUAUAUUGCUAUUGUCACAGAUUAAUCUGUGCUAUUGUUAUUCAGAUAGUGGAUUGCUUUGUAUUCAUUUAUUUUUUUUAUUGUUAUUUACAUGGGCAGUUUCUUUGUGGGUUCUUUUGAUGUGAGCAUAGAGAACACUGCACUACGACCAAUGUGCAAACCUUUACUAUGUUAGGGGGUUUUAAGUGUGUACUAUGUAGGAUUAUUCUCACAUUGAAAAUGAAACAAAUAUGGCUGUGGUAACAUCUACAAUUUAAAAACACAAAUAAAAAAACCUCUGUUGAUUCGGAGUUAAGGAAAA
Photinus pyralis (common eastern firefly) is the source of this 1065-nucleotide messenger RNA. RefSeq names its product protein FAM210B, mitochondrial-like. The transcript is spliced from 3 exons. The coding region runs from base 100 to 699 and encodes 199 amino acids. Gene Ontology annotation, cellular component: mitochondrion. The record is from RefSeq and is a predicted model, not a curated record. Lineage: Eukaryota; Metazoa; Arthropoda; Insecta; Coleoptera; Lampyridae.